AAAAGACUCAAAGACUGUCAAAAAAGGGGUGGGAAGGCUGAAGGCUGCUCUAGCUGUAUUGGUUCCUAACACCAAAGGGAUUGAUGAUGCUUGUCGCCUUGGAAAGAGGAAUCUCCAGAGAGGAGAAAAACAUUUGGCAAAGAUACAAUCUAGCGGUUAUGCUGGCACCCUUUUUAUUUUCCCUAACUUCCGGACUGGUCCCAUCAAGACCCAACAUUUUGCUAAUAAUGGCAGAUGACCUUGGCUAUGGUGAUUUGGGCUGCUAUGGUAAUGCCACAAUCAGGACCCCUAAUAUUGAUCAGCUGGCAAAGGAAGGAGUGAAACUUACUCAACAUAUUGCUGCAGCAUCUCUUUGUACUCCAAGCAGAGCAGCUUUCCUGACUGGCAGAUACCCCGUCAGAUCAGGUAUGGCAUCCAGCAAUAAACAACGUGUCCUCUAUUGGGUUGCUGCUUCAGGAGGGCUUCCCAACAAUGAAACAACUUUUGCAAAGUUGUUACAGCAGCAAGGCUAUGCAACUGGCCUGAUAGGAAAAUGGCACCAGGGUUUGAACUGUGAAUCCCGUAGCGAUCAUUGUCACCAUCCUUUGAGCCAUGGCUUUGAUUACUUCUAUGGAACUCCUUUUACCCUUGUAAAUGAUUGUCAGUCAAGGAAGAAUCCCGAGGUUGGAGUAAAUCAGCGAGCUACCUACUGGUUUUACACACACAUAGUUGCCCUUUUGGUGUUCACUCUUUUGCUGGGAAAAGUGACUGGUUUGUGCUCUGUAAAAUGGAAAAUAAUUGCCCUCAUUACGUUGUGUGGCAUCUUGUUUUUCAUCUGCUGGUUUAUCAGUUAUGGAUUUGUGAGUUACUGGAACUGUAUUAUAUUAAGAGAUCAUGUUAUUAUUGAGCAACCAAUGGAGCCAGAGAUGUCUGCUUCCAGGAUGCUGAAAGAAACCAUCUCAUUUAUUGAACGAAACCAAAAAGGGCCAUUCCUCCUCUUUGUUUCCUUUUUACAUGUCCAUACACCACUUGUCACUACAAAAAUGUUUCGUGGGAAAAGCAGACAUGGUUUAUAUGGAGACAAUGUAGAGGAAAUGGAUUGGAUGGUAGGAAAAAUUCUUGCUGCAAUUGACAAAAACGGAUUGAGGAAUAACACUUUUACUUACUUCACAUCUGACCAUGGAGGAUUUCUGGAGGCUAGAGAUGGAGCUUUCCAGCUCGGUGGGUGGAAUAGUAUUUACAAAGGUGGAAAAGGCAUGGGAGGCUGGGAAGGAGGAAUCCGUGUGCCUGGAAUAGUUAGAUGGCCAGGAAUGGUCCCUACUGACACUAUUAUUGAUGAACCAACACAUCUUAUGGAUAUUUAUCCCACAGUAGCUCACCUGGCUGGGGCAUCAGUGCCACAAGACAGAGUAAUUGAUGGCCAGAACCUACUACCGUUACUGCAGGGAUCAGCACAGCACUCGGAGCAUGAAUUCAUGUUUCACUAUUGUGGAUCAUAUUUACAUGCAGUACGCUGGUACCAGAAGGAGACUGCCCUCACUAUGGAUAUUUUUAGUGCCAAGGCUUUGUGAAGGGAAGAAGUGGAAUUCUGUAUGCCUGCUCACCCCACCUACCGCCAGAGUAUUACUUAAAGGCAGCUAAUACACUUAUCUUUACUGGCAAAAGCAGUAUGAGAAUAGAGGUUACAAAAGUAAAUAGAAGAAACUCAAAAGUGCAUUUCCUGAAAAAUCUUCUGUUCGGAAGAACCAACGCAUCCUUUCCAAGGGACGAGUAAAAGUCCCAAACUGUUACCUGAAUUGGUCUCCUUGCGAGUAAGAAAAUAGUGGGGGGGGGGUUGCAGCAAGGAAGAUGGCUAUGCAAGAGGCAGUAACUAUGGGAUCUUUUUCACCAAUUUUUACAGAGUCCCUUCCCAAAAUAGAAAAUGAGGCUGGUGCUUAAAUUUCAAAGAGCAGUAUUUUAUUGAAAGAGGAAAAUGCAUGCAUGUACACACACAGGGUAAAUAGUAAAAAUGGUUACACAUACACAGAGUCCUGGGAAAUUAGGCAGAAGUUGGGAUAGAGUUAGGGAGGGCAAAGUUUAUCUACCUAUCCUGAAGAGUAGUCCAGUCCAUGGGGAAGGGGGCAGCUUCAAACGCCAGCAGUCUUGGCCAGGAGAGCAAGAGGCUUAGGGCAAACCUCAAGGGAACAGUGCUUCGGAUCCAGUAAGCAUGUACAGAGAGAGAGUCUUAGGGAAGAGACCCUAAGGGAGCAGCGUCCUGGAAGCAGGGAUCCUUGAAACAUGCAUGAUUUGAAUGGGGCAAGGGCACUAAUCUUACAGGGUAAAAGGUGGGGUAGCCUACCCAGCCAUUGGAACAAAGACUUUAAUGGUCAGUUCCUGGGAGUAACAAAAGGUUUGAUUACCUUGAUUGCUAGCUGCCAGGGCGUGUGAAAGAGAAUGCAAAAUUUGUUCUGGCACUGCACCAAGGGGCAGUUUGCUCAUGAAGUCCACCGGAGCUAAGUUGAUGAAUUUAGGUAGGGAAUGUGCCUUCCCAGGAAUGAAUUAUGAAUGCCAGUUGAUUCUCUCCUCAGUCAUGGACAGAUCUCAUCACGGGAGGAGGGAAAGAAAUGUGUUAAGUGGGGGUGACUCUGCAAGACCUUUGUUGCGCUGGAUUUCUUUAGGGGCUGGGGAGACUAUAAAAUUAAUCGCCACUAGUCUCUCCGCAAUUACAUGUGGCAUUCCUUUUAUGCCUGGGUCUCCUGGGUGAGACUCGGCAACUGUUAGCUGGAAUUCCCCUGGCUGGAAUCCAAACAGCCAUUUAAAAUCCAGGGGCCUUGUGAUUUUAUAUCACAGGUAGCCAUGUUAGAUGGCUAUUAAAGAUGGCGGAGGCCAGGCCGACUGCUUACAAAAACCUGUAUUUGGAUCAAUUUAAAAAAGAGCAAACUUUUGAGUUCCACUGUACUCUCUGUCAGGCUAGAUAUCUGAUACAAAAGGUGAAGGAAGAAAAGGUGUCUGGAGCAUGAUGGUGAGGUCCUUGGGUGACAUUUGAUUACUCUUAAAAUGGAAUACAGAAUGUGUCAGAGAUGUAAUUGGGUCAGAUGGUGUUAGGUUCAAAAACAAGUUGCAAAAUGCACCAAAAGUUAGUGGGACAGGCUGUUGUUUGGCUUCUCCCUCUCCCUUUGAGAUUAUACAAGCCAGCAGUUCAGCCUAUGUCUUCCAAGCAUGUAAGGCACAGUGCAGGACCAAAACAGGGAUAGUUGUUUAAUAAAUCAGAAAGUUAGUUUUAGGUGAUACCAUUAGUGCAUCUGUUGUGAACUAACCAGAUCUUAAUGCUAUAAAAAAUUAAUUACCUAGAUAUGAAGAAACCGUUUAUUUUUGGCAUUGCACUGUGUAUCUUUUUUAACAAAUGAUUUUCUUUCUCUCAGGUGGUGCUCUCUGGAAAGCCCAUUAUGUGACUCCAAAAUUUUAUCCAGAGGGGGCUGGAGCCUGUUAUGGACAAAGGAUGUGCCAGUGUUUUG
This is a messenger RNA of Eublepharis macularius, 3473 nucleotides long. Its product is annotated as arylsulfatase H-like. The record is from RefSeq and is a predicted model, not a curated record. The transcript is spliced from 10 exons. The coding region runs from base 84 to 1550 and encodes 488 amino acids. NCBI's taxonomy places the organism in Eukaryota, Metazoa, Chordata, Lepidosauria, Squamata, Eublepharidae. Gene Ontology annotation, molecular function: arylsulfatase activity.